AUAUAACUGCCAACAACAACAUCCACAGCAGCAGCCACUCACAACAACAACAACUCCGCAGCAGCAACAACAACGCAAUUGUGAUAGACAAAGAAAUAGAUUAAGAAGGGGAAAAGGAAACAGCAAAAAGCCCAACAACCAAAUAAAAAAACAAAAACAAAAUGCAACAUAUUUAAAUUUUAGGCAUAUCGCGUGAGUUUUUUGAGCAGUUUUUGCACCGCUCUGAUUUUUUUUGAUACGCAACAAAAAGUGAUAAAGUAAAGAAAAAGUCAAAAGUAAUACGCUAAAAAAUAUAAAAAAGUAAGCGUUAUUGUAGGGAAAACGGAAAUAAUAAGGUGUCAAUAACACUGAACUAGUAAAAAGGCGCAGAAGGAAAAUAAGGAGAAUAUAAAACUGGACACGAACAGCUUUUGUUUUGUCGCUGCUGCUGAUACAGAACAAACAAACACACACACACACACAUACCACACACAGCUGAUGUAAAAUCAUUUGUAGCGUUCGUACUCGUGCUCGUGCUCGUGCUGUGUUUUCAAUUGAUUAAAAUCAAAACACAAGCUAAAAACAAAUACACGCACACGCACACAUAAACAAAAAAAAUACACUCACACAGACGGGCCAUAGUGUAAAUUGAUUAAAGAUUACAAGCUCCUCAACGCUAGGUGGCAGCACCACACAAAUAUACACAUGCGCAUGUAUGAAUUUAAUAAGCAUUAGCACUGCCAAAUAAAGAGAAGAAGAAGCAAAGUGUUGAAGGAGGUGGUAAAGUAUAAAGAGGAGGCGGUGGAGGAGGACGACCCCAUCAACAACAGCUGGAGCUUCAACAUAGACAGACAGCUGCCACAUGAUGUUGUACGUCUACCAUGUGGACGUCGGUCGCAUGCUGAGCUUCGAUAUGACCGUUGCUUUGUCUUCGGUAGAGAAUUUAAAGGAGACAAUUCAGCGCCUGCACCAGCUACCCGCUGCCAAUAUUGUUCUGCUGGUGAGCGGAGGCGAGAUGCUGACACACUCCACACAGGUUUCCUGCUAUUCCGCGGGCACCGAUACGAAUCCCAUUUUCAUGUUCCUCACCGGUGACGAGCGUGUGGGCCCAACGAUAGCCAGCGGUGGCUCAAGCGGAAACACAGCUAGUGCAGCGGCAGAUGCUGCCGAUGCGGAGCUACGUCGCCUGGUGGACGAGAGUCAGAAAUUGCCCGCAGUGCUGGAAACAGUCCGGCAGCGAGCGGCGCUGGCGCAGCAUAUGGGCGAGCUAGGCCGCAAGGAGGAGCUGCAGUGCGAGCGAUUGGUACAUGAGCAGCAUCUGCAGCAGCAAGGGUGGUCCGCGGUAGUAGCUAACAUGGAGGAUUUGACAAGUGAGUUCACUGAACGCUUCCACAACUUUUGCCUGGCUUUCGACCGACAUUUGCAGCAACGGGAAAGCUAUCUGGAGCUGUUGCGCAAUUUCAACGAAGAUCUCAAACAGCUGGCGAGGAUACCCAUACUGCCAGCGUUGAUGUCGCAGGCUCAGGCGGAUUUUCAUGGGUUUGAUGAGCUGCUCGACAAUGAGGAUGUAGAUGUAGAGAAACUAACGACGGAGACAGAUUUGGUUGAGCCUGGAACGAAAAGUGUAGAGAAAAGCAACAGCAGUACAUCGCCCAACAAGAAGUUGAAAAUGGGUCACGAGCAGGAUGAUCAAAGGGACGAGCAAUCCAACUCGAAUUCCAAGUCGCAGCAACAGCAACAACACCAGCUCAAUCUAUUGCAGUGGAUUAGCUCGAAGGGUAAUCACGCGGCACUACAGCAGAUGUGCGAUGAAUGCGUUCAGGGACUAGAAACCUUCUCCGUUGAAAUCUACGAGAAGCUUAAGACCGAGGUGAAGAAUAUUAUCAUGAUGGCCAAUCAGAGCGAUGUCAAGGAGAUCAAAGGAUUGAGUGAUCGGCUGUAUCGGCUCGACGAGUUUAAGUAUAAGAUUAAAAAGAUUGUCCAAGAUCAGAGGGAGCAAGCGACUGCUCUGCAACAGAAUGAGUCGCGUGCACUCAAUCUGCGCGACAAUUCGGUGUUGCCUGAUCUAUGCCUCUCACAUCGCUCUCAGCUGCUUGUGAUGCGCGAUAACCACAUUAAAAUUCGUGAAUAUAGUCGCCUAAUAGCCCACUCUAAGGAGGAGCUUGGUCGCAAUCUGAAUACGCGUCUGCGCCGCAUAGUCUACAUUGAAAAUGCGAUGAGUGAAUAUGAUAAUCGUUUGCUCUUCUACCAUCGUUGCCUACGCCGUGCUGAACGUCAUCUUAGCAUUAUUGAGCAGAUCCAUCGAGCGCCGAGCACUUAUGUUGCGGCUGUCACGGAGGUAGUGCGUCGCAAAAUCUUCUCGGAUGAGUUCCGCCUGUGGGCAUCGCGACUGUCGGCGGAUUUCGAUCGCAUUCAUAGUGAGGAGCUGCAAAGGCGGCGACUGUUCAACCAGAGUUUUGAUGGCCACUUUUUGAAUAUUCUUUUUCCGGGCAUGGCCGAUAUGCCGCCCACUUUUGCUAAUGACCAUCCGGAGCUGAGCUUUGAUACGCGUCUCCCGCAGCUGGGACGCUCCGAUAUUGAGCUCUUAUCAGUGCAGUUGCCCGAUCUGGCCAAUCAACUGCAGUUACCGAAUAUGGAGCCUGUUUUGCAGUUCUUUGUGCAGCGGCACGAAUUGAUGCAACCAGAGCAAAUGGCUCAUGAACAGCCUGAGCAGUUGGAGCUUGCUCCCGAAGUAGGUAAGCAAACUGUGAGCACCUCAACGAGCUUGCAUGUGGAGCAGAUAGAGCGUAGCACCACAACAGAGCCGCGACUGAUGCUGAGCACCAGCACGUUGACAGACGAUAAUGCCGUCAGUGUACAGCGGCUGCGAGAUGCACUGCAGGCUAUGUCCAAAUUGGCGUUACAGUGUCUAGCAAUGGCGCGCUCCAAUUUGAGUAGCCUUCGCAGUGAACUAGAGCGUGGAUACCAAGAUGAGCUGAUGUCGAGCCUGGCGCAGAUGCAGGAACAGUGGCAGCUGUUGUCCAUGAAGUGGAAGCAGCAAGAAAGCAAGCAGGCGGAAGAGCUGGAGCAAAUGCGUCAGCAGCUGUUAUCGGCGGAAGAAGAUAAAGUGAGAGCUGUGGCACAGGCACGCGAGCAGCUCAUACACGAGCACAAAACGGAGUUAGAAUCUUUGCGCUGCCGAUUCAAGCUGAUGACCUCGAUGGAGCGUUCACCAUCGGACAGCAGCCUUGAGAAGUUGGAGCGGCCGACGAGCAGUGCCAGCGUCGUCAGCCUGGAUGUAGAACAGCUAUUAGCGCAACAGCGCCAAGAUCUGAUUGCUCAAAGGGAGCGUGCCGUUAGUGAAGCUAUCGAAGCGGAGCGCGCGCUUUGGCAGCAGCGAGAGUUGCGAACUCAAAACUCAGAAUCUGUGAUGGCCAAUGUGUCUAUUUUGAAAGAUGUAUUAGAGGACAAGGAGCGGCAGUUGGACAUCUUACGAGAGCAGAACCGUCUGCUGACAGAGGAGAGUUACCAGUUAAAGACACGUCUCGAGAUGCUUACCAAUGAGGAUGGGAAUAGCUGGCUGAAGGAGAAGAUUGACUAUCUCAGUCGCGAUAAAUGUCGUCUCGAGGAGGAGCUUAACCUGGAGAAGAGCAAGCGCAUCGAAAUGGAGUCCAGUGUAGCUGCAUUGAGGAGCUCCACUUAUGAGUUGGGCGUUGCAGUCGUUGGCGGUACGUUGACGCGUUCGAAGUCAAGUGUUUCCUCGUCAUCGAGUCAUCGCUACAUUACUCUCGAGGGCUGCGCUAAGGGUGAUCUAGUGUUUGUUAUUUGGAGCAUACGACAUGCUCAGUUUAUGGUAGUGCAGGACUCACAAACCCUGUACUUUGUGCAUGCGGGUAGUUUGCCUGCUCUACAGCUGACGGCGCCAACGACGCAGGCAGCGCAACCUUUGUCGUUAGGUGCCGCCACCGCGGUUCCUUCGGCCCAAGAAGAGCCCAAUCACAUACCGCUACCAUAUUACGCAAUUGGGCGAGUUGUUGAUAAGGAAUACUGCCAGGCGCGAAAGGAUGAGAAUCGAUAUCGAGUCAGCAAGGGCUCCAAGUUUUAUCGCAUCAAGCUGGCACCUGUGUCCUCAAGAUAUCCGCACCGUUACGACCGUUUGGAAUCCACAGCUUCCGUUGGCGUCAUUAGCCGACCGCAAAUACCGUCGACAUCGCGGGAUGUGAUUGAUGUACCCGUCCCUGCGAAUAUUGCUGGCAGCAGCAUUUAUCAAAGCUUCAAAGAACGGACGGUGAGCAUCUCUAGCGUAAACGAGGAGGAAGAUGAGUCAGCCUCCUUGCUCAGUGAGCGCUGUCGAUACAUUAGCGUUAGCGAGGAGGAUGAAUUGUUGGCGGUUCCUACUUCUGCUGCUGAAGCAACAGUAGCUGGAACAGCAAUAACAACAGUAGCAGCAACAACAUCAACAGAAGCGGCAAUAAUAGCAUCGACGGCAACUCAAGCACAGUCUGUGAUAACAGAGCAGCCAACGGCGUCAAGAAAACUAAAGUUGGAUCUACUGUUGGCCUCUGCUGAUUUAUUAACACACUCUCUAACACCACAACAACACCCAACCCAACAAAACCAGAGUGAGGAAAAUCCAAAGGAAACAACACUGUCGGAGCAUGUAGCCACACAGCAUUCGGAUUUAAAUACUACCCAACUGACCGAUGAACCAGUUAAUUUAUAUGUUCCCCCAGCCACAGUUACAGCAGCAGCAACAACAACAACAGUUGAUGCUGUGUCUGCAGAAGUUAUUGUCUCUGUGGAGCCAUCAACAACGGGCACGGCCCACAUUAGUGAAGAUUCGGAUGAGUACCGUUCACUGGAGGGUAAGGACGACGCCGAUUUGUCCGUUUCCGAAUAGUGUAAGAUAUAUAUAUAUAUAUACAUACGUAUAUAUAUAUGAGUAUGACGUUCUUAUGUCUUAAAGUAGGCUAAACCUCUUACUAUUUAAAUAGACAACCAAUACCCUAAGCAAAUAAAGCCGACAACUAAAUACACAUACAGCACACAAAAAUAAAAAAUAUAUACUUAUAUAAUUUAACACUUACAAACUCUGCAUAAGACAAAAAUGCAAAAGGAAAAGCUAAAGUAAACGAAAAUAAACUACCGGCUAAAGUUCUAUUGUAGUUGUUUAUAUAGUCUAUACAUUUUAAUAAUAUGAUCUUAUAUUAAUGCUGUAAAUGAGUUCGAUAACAGUCCUUCAUAAAGACUCUCACAUACACACAAGUGCGAUUUUUAUUUUAAAUAAAAAUACAAAUAAUCAAAUGAAUUAAA
Molecule: messenger RNA, 5271 nt
Organism: Drosophila mojavensis
Lineage: Eukaryota; Metazoa; Arthropoda; Insecta; Diptera; Drosophilidae
Gene: Atg17
Product: RB1-inducible coiled-coil protein 1
Exons: 5
Coding region: 842-4858 (1338 amino acids)
Biological process (GO): glycophagy; autophagosome assembly; piecemeal microautophagy of the nucleus
Cellular component (GO): Atg1/ULK1 kinase complex; extrinsic component of membrane; phagophore assembly site membrane
Molecular function (GO): molecular adaptor activity; protein kinase binding
Source: RefSeq, a predicted model, not a curated record